ACAGGUGGGCACCGACCUCACGGACAUCGUGGCCCAGAGGAAGAUCACCGUCCGGGAACUGGGGGGCUGCAUGGGCCCCAUCUGGCCCAGCUACUACGGGGACUGCCGCUCUGUCCUGUUCGUGGUGGAUGCCUCGAACCCUGCCCAGCUCUCCGCAUCCAGCGCGCAGCUUCUGGGUCUCCUGGCGGCGGAGCGGCUUGCGGGCGCCUCCGUGCUGAUCCUCUUCAAUAAGAUCAGUGACCUGCCUUGCUACAUGACUGUCGAGGAGAUGAAGUCGCUGCUCCGACUCCCAGACAUCGUUGCGCACGCCUCGCAAAAUAUCAGCACAGCAGAAAUCAGUGCCCGGGAUGGCACAGGCCUGUCGGGGGUGCUGCACUGGCUCCAGGGCCCCGGCAGGACCCACGCCUCACACCGCGGGGUCACUCAUGCGUCGGGCAGUGGACAGCACUGCUGGCCUCCAGCAGUUGUUACGAGCACAGGAGCCGGUGUGGGCCCUGGAAGAGGCUUCUGAGCUGUGGCAGUGACAGGUAAACUGAGCAGGCAGAUGGAGAAUGUACACUGCUGAGGGGAGCCGCA
Molecule: messenger RNA, 576 nt
Organism: Condylura cristata (star-nosed mole)
Lineage: Eukaryota; Metazoa; Chordata; Mammalia; Eulipotyphla; Talpidae
Gene: ARL16
Product: ADP-ribosylation factor-like 16
Exons: 4
Coding region: 71-511 (146 amino acids)
Molecular function (GO): GTP binding; GTPase activity
Source: RefSeq, a predicted model, not a curated record